Molecule: messenger RNA, 482 nt
Organism: Cuscuta campestris
Lineage: Eukaryota; Viridiplantae; Streptophyta; Magnoliopsida; Solanales; Convolvulaceae
Source: the annotation of a GenBank genome assembly
CUUAGUCUCCCAUUUGCAAAACACUGUCUGCUAGAUUGUUUUAUUGUGGCAUGCAUACAUUGGAUUCCAGCUACUAGAAAGAUGGAUCUCAUCAAUGUUAAAAUUCCCAAAAUACUCGGUGCAUGGUGGGUGGGUGCUGCCUCAUCUGUGAUCAAGCUUGGGGUUGUUUGCUGGGCUUGGCGUUGUUGGAGUUGCCGACAGUCUCUACAAUGUUGGGGGAGGGCAUCGCGCCAUCGUCUUCAACCGUAUCACUGGUAUCAAAGAAAAAGGUGCAUCCUGAAGCAACACACUUUAUGAUGCCGUGGUUUGAGAGGCCUACCAUUUACGAUGUCCGUGCAAGCUAGACCCCAUAUGUCUAGUGGAAAGCACAUCUGGAAGUCGUGAUCUUCAGAUUGGUAAUGUGUCUUCUUGCUUUAAAUUGUCAAGUCUUUCUUCUAUCUGUUUCAUUCCCCUUUACAAACUAGUAAAUGCUAACUUGAAGU